CGCCGGGCCUUGCGGGGCACAGAGAUUGCGCGCGCUCCGGAUCCGACGUCCCCGCCGGAGAGAGCCUCCCGGAGGACGGAGAGCCACGGGAACAGGAGCCCGGCCCUGCACGCCCAUGCGCGAGGAGGGCCGAGAGAUGCGUCGUGGGAGCACGGCGCUGCACCUCCUGGCCGGCGGGUUUGGUGGCACAGCUGGAGCCAUCCUGACCUGCCCGUUGGAGGUAGUGAAGACCCGCCUGCAGUCCUCCUCAUGGGCCUUGAGGCCCCUUUGCCUGCCUGCAGUACAGCUGCAGGGGGUGAAUGGAGCACUGAUCCGCCCUGGACUCCCUUCUAUAGGACCCCUUGAGCUGUUGAGAACCAUCCUAGAGAAGGAAGGUGUCCGCUCCCUCUUCCGAGGCCUGGGGCCUAAUCUUAUUGGAGUUGCCCCUUCCAGGGCCAUUUAUUUUGCUGCGUAUUCAGGGGCUAAAGAGAAACUCAACAUGGUAUUUGUGCCAGAAUCGAAGAAAGUUCACAUGCUCUCAGCAGCUUGUGCAGGAGUCACGUCUGCCACCUUGACCAACCCCAUAUGGCUGGUGAAGACCAGAAUGCAACUGGAAGCUAGGUCCAAAGGCGAGAGGUCCACUGGUGGCCUUCGGUGUGCCAUGCACAUCUACUACGCAGAGGGCCUGCGAGGCUUUUACCGCGGGAUCACUGCCUCGUAUGCGGGUGUCUCUGAAACCAUCAUCCAUUUUGUUAUCUACGAAGCGCUGAAGCAACGGCUCAAGGAGCAUCGGCAAUUCCUGACCCCGGCACUUACCUUUUCACCCAACAUCCAGGACUUCUGUGGACUGAUGGCUGCAGCUGCCACCUCCAAAACGUGUGCCUCGUGCAUUGCCUACCCACAUGAGGUCAUCCGGACCCGGCUACGAGAGGAGGGCUCUCGGUAUCGCUCCUUUGUGCAGACCCUGCAGCUCGUGGUCAGAGAAGAGGGUCCCUCGGCUCUUUACCGUGGGCUACUGACCCAUCUGAUUCGGCAGAUCCCCAAUGCAGCUAUUGUCAUGGUCACCUAUGAACUUACCAUUCAUUUGGCAACAAAAAUGUGAGAUUCUCCCCUUCCUGACGACUAACUGCAUAUAGGGAUAUGUGGCCUUAAUAAAGGGCACAGUUCCCUAUUCCAAGGUUGAGGACCAACUGUCCUAGGAAAGCCUGAAGGCUAGUAGCCUAAUGCUUUGUUUUCAAGAAUGGAUAACUGAAGGAGGUCUUCUGGUGCACUAGGACUCUGGGACCAGAGGUGGAGUUGGACAGAUGCAGAAGUUAACAGUGCUGAAAUGAAUCCCUGAGGAAGCUACUAGAACUCUUGUUUGUGAAGCGAACCAUCUUUCCGGUAUCUGUCGCUGAAACCGUCUUCCCAGGGUUCCAGGGUCCAAUGUGAGAAAGUCUUAUGCUCCACUUCUCCUGGGGCCUGACUCAGGCUAGCCAGUUGGCUGAGUGGAUACCGCGGUUGUAAGGAAAGCACGUCAAAGGGAAACAGUGGGAAAUUCUUUCGGAAGCAGGCGAAUGUAUAAAUGUUAGCCUCCAAGGCUGACCUGCAUCACCCCGUGAUCAGAAUUUGACACCCCGUUAUCAUGGCAGAGAAUGGGAUUCCCUUUCCUCUCUCCUUUUGAACUGCAACUGGGAACUUGCCCUCUUCUGAGGAAAUUUUGCUUCCUGUUGCCGAGAGCAGACUUGCUAUAGCCCACUUUUGUUCUUACCUUCCAAAGCCUUGUUUACAGGUGUUCGCUUGCAGAUUUUGCCUUCCUGAUCAAGUGAAGGAGGGUGACAUGCAGGCAGCUAGUAUAUGGGAUAUCCUCCAACGGGUGGGUGGGUGGGUGGGAGGGGUGUGCAGAGCAGGCUGAAACUGAAACCCAGCAGUUCCUCCUUUGCAAACCUUUGCGCAUUUGUGCUUGGCGUUCUGGCUCCAUUUGGUGCAUAGGAAUAAGGAUGCAACACACAUUUAGAUUCACUGAAAUUCUCGGUUUUAAGUUAAUAAAG
Elgaria multicarinata webbii is the source of this 2009-nucleotide messenger RNA. RefSeq names its product solute carrier family 25 member 36-A-like. Gene Ontology annotation, cellular component: mitochondrion. The record is from RefSeq and is a predicted model, not a curated record. Gene Ontology annotation, biological process: pyrimidine nucleotide import into mitochondrion. Lineage: Eukaryota; Metazoa; Chordata; Lepidosauria; Squamata; Anguidae. Gene Ontology annotation, molecular function: pyrimidine nucleotide transmembrane transporter activity. The coding region runs from base 116 to 1081 and encodes 321 amino acids. The transcript is spliced from 7 exons.